Schistocerca piceifrons (Central American locust) is the source of this 3186-nucleotide messenger RNA. RefSeq names its product methylcrotonoyl-CoA carboxylase subunit alpha, mitochondrial (gene Mccc1). Lineage: Eukaryota; Metazoa; Arthropoda; Insecta; Orthoptera; Acrididae. Gene Ontology annotation, cellular component: mitochondrion. The coding region runs from base 132 to 2288 and encodes 718 amino acids. The transcript is spliced from 14 exons. The record is from RefSeq and is a predicted model, not a curated record. Gene Ontology annotation, molecular function: ATP binding; metal ion binding; methylcrotonoyl-CoA carboxylase activity.
GCAUUACGACUGUAACACGUGGUGAUGUUUACAAGUUGGUGGAAUGUUGACUUCUGUGUGAGUGACCUUGAAUGAUUGUGCGUGAUGUGGAGUAGUGAUUGGCCAGUGAGAUCUUAAUCAAGAACUUCAAAAUGUAUAAAAUUAACGUUUCGUUAGCGUGCUUAUUAUUCGGAAAAGCUCAUAUCAAACAAGGUUUUAUCCACCACCGGCAGAAAUGUUGCCACUACUCCUCUGGGCUCAACAAGCACAUAGAAAAAAUCCUCAUUGCAAAUCGUGGAGAAAUAGCUUGUCGUGUAAUGAGAACAGCAAAGAAGCUUGGUAUUAAAACUGUUGCAGUAUAUAGUGACGCAGAUGCUGCUGCUCUACAUGUCUCAAUGGCUGAUGAUGCUUAUAAUAUAGGACCAGCACCAUCACAAGAAAGCUAUCUUCGACAGGACAAAAUUAUACAGAUUGCAAAGUCUACUGGCUGUCAGGCAAUACAUCCUGGUUAUGGUUUUCUUUCUGAGAACACAGAAUUUGCAAAUCUCUGCCAAAAAUCAGAUAUCAUAUUCAUAGGUCCACCAGCAACAGCUAUUCGUGACAUGGGAAUUAAAAGCACUUCAAAAUCUAUCAUGGCUGCUGCUGGAGUGCCAGUUGUUGAAGGCUACCAUGGGAAUGACCAGUCACUUGACAAGCUGCAAAAAGAAGCUGAACGUAUUGGUUUUCCAGUGAUGAUUAAAGCGGUUCGCGGUGGUGGAGGCAAGGGUAUGAGAAUUGCCUUUUCACCCAAUGAAUUUGAGUCGGAGCUUGAAUCUGCUAAAAGAGAAGCAAUGAAAUCAUUUGGUGAUGAGGCAAUGCUUUUGGAAAAAUUCAUCCAAGAACCAAGGCAUGUUGAAGUACAAAUUUUUGGAGAUAAACAUGGGAAUUAUGUUCAUCUUUUUGAGAGGGAUUGUAGUGUUCAAAGAAGACAUCAGAAGAUAAUUGAAGAAGCUCCCGCUCCUGGAAUUUCAGAUAUGCUUCGUAUGGAACUGGGUGCAGCAGCUGUUCGAGCAGCACAGGCCGUGGGUUAUGUUGGUGCUGGAACUGUGGAAUUCAUUCUUGACAGGCACAACCAUUCUUUUCAUUUCAUGGAAAUGAAUACUCGACUGCAAGUGGAGCAUCCUAUAACUGAAAUGAUAACUGACACCGAUCUUGUUGAAUGGCAGAUCAAGGUUGCUGGGGGAGAAGAAUUACCUCUUAAACAGGAUGAAAUUAAGUUAAAUGGUCACGCUUUUGAAGCUCGAAUUUAUGCUGAAAAUCCCAACAAUAACUUUUUACCGGGGGCAGGUCCAUUGCUUUAUUUAUCAACUCCUGUACCAGAAACAGAUGUACGUGUUGAAACAGGUGUACGUCAAGGAGAUGAAGUUUCUGUACACUAUGAUCCAAUGAUAGCAAAAUUAGUCGUUUGGGGAAAAAAUCGACGAGAGGCUCUCAUGAAGCUGCGUUCUCAGCUAUCAUCAUACUAUAUCGCAGGUCUUGACACAAAUGUGAACUUUCUUUUGGAUCUUUCAAAACAUGAAGCAUUUAUAGAUGGACAAGUGCAUACUAAUUUCAUAGAAGAACAUCGAAACCAGCUGUUGACUGAUCAGAAUACAAUGCCUUCCGAUGAACUAAUUUUGCAGGCUUUCCUGGCUCAGUUACUCAAGGAAAAGGAGUUGGCAGUUAAAUCAGUGCGCAAUAGCAACAACCCAUUUGCAACUGAAGUGGGUUUUCGAUUAAAUCAUCUUUUGAAGCGCACUGAAAUCCUCAGUUGUCCAGGCAUUGAGAGUAUAGCAGCGGAUAUUACAUAUAACAGAGACAAAUCAUAUGUGAUUAAAAUAAAGGGAAAUGAAAAAGAAUAUACAAUAAAUGGGGAACUUACAAAGUCAGGAGAUUCAUUUGAUCUUUCUUGCUCAAUUGAUGGGCAUGUUAUAAAAUCCCAUAUUUUCUUCAGCGAGAGUGACAUAUACAUAUUUACAAAAGAUGGCAGUCACAAGUUCAAUAUACCAUUGCCAAAAUACAUGAAAGAAUUAGAGGAAAUGAGUUCUGGAGUGAGUGGAAGCAAUGCUGCAACAGCUCCAAUGCCUGGUGUUAUAGAUAAAGUGUGGGUCUCGGAAGGACAGACAGUGGAAGUAGGACAGCCCUUAAUGAUUAUAAUUGCCAUGAAGAUGGAGUAUUCAGUACGUGCGCCACUAGCAGGAAAAAUUGAAAAAGUUCUCUUCAAGCAAGGAGAUUCUGUUUCUAAGAAUGCAGUACUUGUCAAAUUUGAAGAAACUGAUUCUAAUGCUUGAUUGCUGUACAUCAUAUUAUCUCUGAAGUGCUGUGCCUGCCACAGCAGUGCUUUAGAAGCUGUGUGGAUGAUGUGAUCUGAAACUGUAGCAGCUGCAUUGGAAAGCUUCAUCUAGCAGUCUGAAACUGUGUUAUCAAGAAGCACCCUACUGCUCCCCCAUACUGGGAUCACACUAAUGCAGCUGUGGUGUGACACGUUAUGUGUGCUCCUUGCCAUCUGGAAAUGAGAAAUAUAGUUUUAUCCUAGGACAUAAUUCUUUUAUGUAUAUACAAGUGAGUGAGUGAUUGAGAAAGAAAGAAAUAGAGAGAGAGAGAGAGAGAGAGAGAAUUUAGGCACUGUGAAAGAGCAUACUGAUUAAUGUGCCAAAUACAAAUUCAUGACAAGUAUCAUCUCAGGUUAAUCAAUCAAAUAAUCUGUGUAAGGUUCACUGCAUUUAUUUAAACUGUUAGCUCACAUUCCUGCCUCUACGUUCAGUAGGUGGUGUUCAUUUUUUCCAGUUAAUUAUAUAUAUUCAUGUUUUUCUUUGUAAUUAUGUUCCUCCUCACUGAAAAUUCUUAGUAUAUUUAUUUGCUGUUUGGUUUUGCUAAAAUUUGAAAUAGAUGGUACCUGAAAAAAUAAUCAAUUGAAAAUUCGUGUAAUAGUAAUGUGACAUAAAAAAGGUAACUUUGUUGCUAGUCAGUCUUCCAUAUUGUGACUAAAGAGCAUAUGCCAAACUGUUUAGCAGUCACAAUGAAAAUAUAUAUUUCACAGCUGCAUAUGUUAAAUCAUAUAGAUGGCUACCAAGUAAGAGAUAGGAUGUUCUAUUUCGCUAACAUGUUUUGUUAGAAAUUGUAACUAUUUUCAUAUUUUUUUAUACUGUUAAAAAUGUGAACUCGUCAAAUAAACCGUGAUAUCUUGUA